GCAGUGCCAGCUACAAGUCACGGUCCACUGACGCUUGUGUCGGUCAUGUGAUUUCACCGCGACAACUGCCGCAACACGCAGACGGACGCAAGGUCCGCCAUCUCGCUGGGUCACGUGGGGUCUGCGACUACAACAAGGUUUUUCUCCCUGCAGGUGCCACGCCAUUACGCUAAUGGUCCCACACCUAAUGGCUGUCUUAACGUGCAUUACUGUGCACCAGGUGGCGCGGUGAGCGGCGGUUGUGGGGUGCGGGUAGUUCCAGGCGCCAUUUUGAUGACGCCACUGUCCGCCGCAGUGUCACUGGCUUGUUUUACGCUCGCGUCCUCGAGGUCACAGUGUGAACUGAACGUGAAUUCUGUCAGUUAUGUGAGCAGACGACAACUUGAAGCCGCGUGAAGAGCUCGCGGUGUAAGCAGGCGCCAGACUGUUUAAUAGCCGGCAGCUGAAGCAGGGAGACAACCUCAGGAUGACGACUGUCUGCUCCGCGUCACCCACAUCCGGGCCAUCGCCGCCGGUAACGUUUUCGCUCUCCGGCGAGCGAGACUUCCUGGAGUCUGCCAACAAACUUUCCCCCACAGACGAGAGGGAUUUCUUGGAAUCCGCCAAAAAAUCCUCGCCCUCCAGGUCUUCAUCGUCGUCGUCUCUUCACUCGGCAUCGUCCGACGACAAACCUCACCAGGACUUCUACUCUCUGUCCCUCAAUCUCAACCACCGCCUGCACGACCCCUUCAGCACUACCACCGAGGUGGAUGAUGACGAGGAGAUGGUGCCCCUAGGGGCCAUGAGGCCCCGCACCUACAGCCUGCCUGCCACCGAGGUCCGCAGUUUCCGGCCGGUGGCAGAGCCCCCGAGCGUUUGGCGUGACGUGUACACGUGUCCCGUUCGCUCCUUCAGUCGCACCACCAAGGGAGUGGUCAACCGUGGCGACUCGGUGCGCAAGUGCAGCAUCAACAGCCUGUUGUCGUCCGGCAGCACCAUGACCGAGGGCGAAGAACGUCACCGAGCACUGUCCAUUGCGUCACAAGAUGGCGUCGGCUUCGAGCUGUGCGGCGGGGUGGGUGUGGACGGCAACGUGGCGCCCCCCUACUUCCGGGUAGCCAUCUUGGGUACCAUGGGGGUGGGCAAGUCGGCCCUGUUUCGGCAGUUCAUGUCUUCAGAAUAUCUCGGCACUUACGAAACCAACUGUGAUGUGGAGAAGGGCCGGCCAUCGUGUCUGUGCUGCUGGACGGAGAAGAAUCGAUCAUGGAAUUUUCUGAAGGGCCGACGGUGACGCAGGAAGAUGACUCGAAGUACGACGCGUACAUCAUCGUGUUCUCUGUCACUGACCGAGCCUCGUUUGACGUGGCGGCCUUCCUGCUGCGCUACCUGCAGGUGGAGGUGGGCACUGACCGUCCCAUCAUCCUCGUGGCCAACAAAGUGGACCUGGUCCGGCAGCGGCGAGUGACGGGGGCCGAAGCCAAGGAGCUGGCGGUGACCUAUGACAGCAAGUACACGGAGACGUCAGCUGCCCUCAACGACCACGUCGACGACCUGCUGGUGGGCACGCUCUCACAGAUUCGCCUCCGCCUGUGUCCCCCGUCAGCCACCCUCCUGCCCCCUCCUCCCUCCCCCAAAACCAAAUGCCGCACCCCGUCGCCUCUGUCGCUCUUCAGCCGCUUCGUCAAGUACGCCACCCGCAAGUCCAACUCCUGCGACAAUCUGCUGCUGCAGUGACGUGCCGCAGACAGUGGUCAAUGGAUGACACCUCACCUUUGACCCCAGGACUGUCACUUCGUGUCAUGAAACGAGAGAAGAGAAUUGGUUAAUUUUGUCGCUCCACCCUUUCUGUUACAACCACACCCACAAUGCCCUCCGCCCCUCCCAGCAGAACAUGGAGAGGGGAGGGAACUGUUACCAGAAGGAACUGCAGACCCUCUCUCACUAAUUCCAAGACAUGAUUCGCAGCUGUGACACUUGCAGACGAAAAUCCCUGCAUACAGCUUGUACUAUAGGUGUCUGUGAGUGUGGUCCUUGCUUCUGUCUUCAGAUGCAGGCGGCCUUUGACCCCAGCAGUGAAGGGUGGCUGUGGUAGGUUCAGUUCUGUUUUCUCUGUCUGUGGCUCUGUUUGCCGUGAUGUAGCCUUAGUUUCUGGCACCGAUCCCCCUCACCUGCCCCACCAUCAUCUUCAGAGUCAAGCGGAAUAGAAAAGAUCCAAGAUAUUCCUCAGGUGGCCUCUACGAGGGCCGAGAGACCUUCCCUCCCCGCUGCUGACCUCUUCUGUUCAGAGAGCCUCGGCCUGACUCUGGUGCUGACGUCAGACAGGCAAGCCGUUGUAGACAGGUUGUCUUGUCAGACCUCCACUGGAAACCCGUAAUACAAGACUCACUCAUCAGUGAUAACUCGACCUGCUUGUCUCUCACCCCGUAUUUCUAAAUCCGAUCAGGAGGAUGAGGAGUCUGGUCUGUGAAGCUUGAACCAAACAGUACUGCUGAUCUCCCCUGGCAGGUUAUCUGCCCAUGUUCAUCAUGGUCUGUAACGUGUUGACCAACGUUCACCACGUUUAUCAAGAGGUGGGUUCAGUGAAACUGUAGUCAUGCCAGUGUUUAUUAGAAGAGUUACUUUGUAAUAGUUUAUGUGUGUGUAGAAGGGUGGGUAGAAGAAUAGGAAUAUGAGAGGGUAUGUGAGAGAGAGAGUGAGAGAGAGAGAGAAAGUCCGACUGGGAUGAACUUUACACAACCCUCAUGGUGAUCAGUCACCCAUGGACAUCAAAAGUCGCUGACUGUUUGAAAUUUCUCUGCGAUUAGAACCGUUGUCAUUUUCCAUUCCUGUCAAGUUCUGCACGAGACCGGAACUCUCAGUACAGUACUUCCGCCCACCUGCAUCACUCAGCCGUCAUCUCGACUCACUGGUGGUUGAGUAAACGGACUUAAACGGAGCUGAGUAACAUCCAUCCAGUAUUAGAGACAACCACAUAGCACAGUUUGUUAUAGCCACAUGUUACAAGCGACUAUCGCUGUCGUCAUCGAAGUCCUCUCUAGACCAGUAAGUGUGUGAGUAGUCGGCACUCACACUACUCAUGGCUGACAGAGCGCUUGGUAUCAUUGUCACUGCCCGAAGAUAGUCUAAUGUUAAAAACUAAACAUCUAUCCGUAUAUAUUUGUAGUUUGUAUAUGAAGAAAUGCAAAAUGUAUAUAAUAUAAUUGUAUAUAGCACCGUCUACACAAAUAAAUUACCAAGCACACAAUCUGAUGACGUCAUGCAUUCUUGUGCUUGGGGCACCAACGUCCUCCUCUGGUGAGGUGUGACUUGUGUGACUACCGUUGUUAGUGUCUACCUGUGCCGGCCAUGACUACAGGUAAACAGGUAACUUGUCUCAGGAUUUGUUGAGCUGUGGCCUGACAGACGAGAGACUUGUCACCACGUGUUGACGAUAGCAGGUCGAUCAUUCCAUUGUAAACAUUUCUUGUUCUUCUCUCCUGUUGACUACAACUACAGCUUUAAUCUGUCUACUAUGAUCACGACAGUAGUUGUGCAAGUGAUUAAAGUGUUUUGAAAAUAAAAAUGAACUGGAAUUAUCUACAUUUCUAUGACAUUAAAAGUGUGAAGAUUA
This is a messenger RNA of Pomacea canaliculata, 3589 nucleotides long. Its product is annotated as GTP-binding protein RAD-like. The record is from RefSeq and is a predicted model, not a curated record. Lineage: Eukaryota; Metazoa; Mollusca; Gastropoda; Architaenioglossa; Ampullariidae. The coding region runs from base 467 to 1270 and encodes 267 amino acids. Gene Ontology annotation, cellular component: plasma membrane. Gene Ontology annotation, molecular function: GTPase activity; GTP binding; calcium channel regulator activity. The transcript is spliced from 5 exons.